Molecule: messenger RNA, 1049 nt
Organism: Electrophorus electricus (electric eel)
Lineage: Eukaryota; Metazoa; Chordata; Actinopteri; Gymnotiformes; Gymnotidae
Gene: stmp1
Product: short transmembrane mitochondrial protein 1
Cellular component (GO): respiratory chain complex
Source: RefSeq, a predicted model, not a curated record
CCACAACACCCACAACAGAAGCACGCAGUGUGGACCGAUCCGAAACAGCUUCCGAAGUUAUUAGCUAGCUGGUUAACACUGUAGGUAGUUUGUGUUUGCUUAACAGCCUUCGUAGGUCAAGUUUAACUUUGGAUCAUAAACUCCCCUCCAAACCAUGCUGCAAUUUCUAGUGGGAUUCACGCUGGGUAACGUGGUUGGGAUGUACCUCGCCCAGAACUAUGAGGUUCCUAACAUCGCAAAGAAGAUAGAGGCCUUCAAAAAAGACGUGGAAGCUAAGAAAAAGCCCCCAGAGUGACGCCAGUGAAGGACGGAGAAACCUGUCAUGUUUACAGCUGGUCCACUAAUGACGACAUUUUUGCAAUAUAGAAGCACGUGUUUUAAAUACCUACAAGUGACUGUGCUCAAAAACUGAAGUUUGCGAUCAUAGUUACAUCAGAGUGCCUAUAAGUAGAGAUUUGAUGUUUUAUAUGUUUUUGUUACAAAAGUGUUAUCUGACAUCCAGGAUAUUUGUUCAUGCAUCAAUAAAUUGUUCAGUUCAAACAAGUAGAAGAUAUUCAUGACAUGGUGAUAUAAAAUUAGAAACAGUAACUUCACGAUAAGUUGUGAGCUACCUGCCUAGAUCUAGAUGAAACCGAGUUUGUGUACUUUGCUAUCAAAGGUAUAUUAAUAAGUCUCUGAAAAAAAAGAGAGGGCCUGUUUGGAAGGGAAACGCUAGCUCUAGAUAUAAAUAUAGUGAUCAUAAACGUGUAUACUACAAAAUUAAGCAGUCAAGUCUGCGAUAUACUGUAUUGCUUGCUGAAGGUGCUCAGUGUAUCAGGGCAGGAUGUAUGGUGUGCUUCCUUAGGUAAAGAUAAGAAUGUUGCUGUCAGUUUGACUGUUGGUCCCAUAGUAGUAGAUAACAAUUCUGCUUUGGGACUUGGCUAAUCAUCUUGAGGGAAAAUACUUCUAGUAUUGUGUAAAUGUACCAGGUAUGUGUGCCUAUAAGAACUGGAUUGAAGAAUGAAAACAUGCAGCAGUCAUAAAUAUGAAUAUCCUACUGUAGAAUAUCA